AUGAAGGUCACUCUUUCGACCCUUCUCAUCGCCAGCGCGGCGUUCAGCUCGGCCAUCGCCGUCGCUGAUCCCGCUGCUGUUGCCAACGCCGACGCUGAUGCCCGCCGCGGCCGCAUUUGGAAGUGCGGUGUCCCUGGCCAGGCUUGCAACAAGGCUCGUGACGCCGCUCCUGAGCCCGUUGCUGAGCCAGCUCCUGUUGCUGAGGCUGACGCCGAGGCCCGCCGUGGACGUAUCUGGAAAUGUGGUGUCCCCGGCCAAGCUUGUAACAAGGCUCGUGAUGCUGCUCCUGAACCAGCUGCUGAGCCAGCUCCUGUUGCCGACGCUGAUGCGGAGGCCCGCCGCGGCCGUAUCUGGAAGUGCGGUGUUCCCGGCCAGGCCUGCAAUAAGGCUCGUGACGCCGAGCCAGAGGCCGAUGCCCGUCGCGGCAGAUUCUGGAAGUGUGGUGUCCCAGGCCAAGCCUGCAACAAGCCCCGUGACGCCGGUCAAGCUGGUUUCUGCGGUCUUCCCGGAGAAGCUUGCUCCCGAGUCAAGCGUUCCGCACUGGCCAUCGCCGACGCUUUCGCUGAGGCCGAUGCCGAGCCACAGAGCUUCUGUGGUGCCCCAGGUCAGCCUUGCGAGAAGGCUCGCCGCUCCAUCGAGGAUGUCGGCACUGCAGCUGAGGAGGCCUACAACCUUGUCAGUGAACGUGAAGCAAACUACAUCAUCCAGAGCAGAGAAGCCAAGGGCCGCAUUUGGAAGUGUGGUGUUCCAGGCCAAGCUUGCAACAAGGCUCGUGACGCUGAGGCAGACCCAGAGGCCGGCUUCAUCUGGAAGUGCGGUGUCCGAGGCCAAGCCUGCAACAAGAAGAGAGAUGCCGACGCCGACGCCCGUCGCGGCAAAUUCUGGAAGUGUGGUGUUCCUGGCCAGGCUUGCAACAAGGCUCGUGACGAGAUCCAGUCUCUCGGUGUGAGCCGAUUCUGCGGACAGCGCGGCUCCGAAUGCGAUGCCAACGACCUCGAGGCCCGUGAUGCCGACGCUCGCCGCGGCAGAAUCUGGAAGUGUGGUGUCCCAGGCCAAGCUUGCAACAAGAAGCGAGCCCUCGCCACCAGGUCUGCCAUCGACGCCAACCCCAACUACGGCGCAGCCCGCUUCUGCGGUGUCCGUGGCAACCGAUGCGACAAGUUCGGCAUCGAGGCCCGUGACGCUGACGCUGAAGCCCGUCGUGGAGGCCGCAUCUGGAAGUGUGGUGUCCCUGGCCAAGCCUGCAACAGGAAGCGCGAGGCUGAGGCCGAUGCCGACGCUGAAGCCCGCCGUGGCAGAAUCUGGAAGUGCGGCGUCCCCGGCCAAGCCUGCAACAAGAAGCGCGAAGAGGAAGACUUCCUCGCGGACGUCAACGACGACCAGAGCGGUUUCUGCGGUGUCCCCGGCGAGGCCUGCGAGGUCACCAAGCGCAACGCCGAAGCCCGCCGCGGCCGCAUCUGGAAGUGUGGUGUCCCCGGCCAGGCCUGCAACAAGAAGCGCGAGGAGGCGACCAACCUCGCGCGCCAGAUCUCCGAGCUCGACCCCGAGCACCUCGAGGAGGUGUGCCACGCCGAGGGCGGCGAGUGCAGCGCCAUCAAGCGCGCGUACGCCGAGUUCAUGGAGAUCAAGCGGGAUGCCGAGGCGGCGCAGGCUGCUGACUCCCUGGAGACCCGCGCAGCGUUCUGCGAUACCCACGACUGUACCUAUGCUACUCGUCGCUGGAUCGUGACCAAGGCCGAUGAUGGCGAGGAGGCGCAUCUCGAGGAGAAGCGCUGCUCCGAGCCAGGUGGUGACUGUGAUGUUGCCAAGCGUGCCCUUGAUGAGCUUGAGGAGACCCUCAAGCGCGCUGUUGAUGCGAUGGAGCAGUAG
Molecule: messenger RNA, 1869 nt
Organism: Zasmidium cellare ATCC 36951
Lineage: Eukaryota; Fungi; Ascomycota; Dothideomycetes; Mycosphaerellales; Mycosphaerellaceae
Exons: 1
Coding region: 1-1869 (622 amino acids)
Source: RefSeq, a predicted model, not a curated record